Penicillium coprophilum is the source of this 1677-nucleotide messenger RNA. Its product is annotated as ATP-binding protein. The record is from RefSeq and is a predicted model, not a curated record. The coding region runs from base 1 to 1677 and encodes 558 amino acids. The transcript has 5 exons. NCBI's taxonomy places the organism in Eukaryota, Fungi, Ascomycota, Eurotiomycetes, Eurotiales, Aspergillaceae.
AUGCUAUGGAGCCGACUCGUACAGCCUGCGAGGGUCUAUGCCCGACAGGGCCUGCCAAGAUCUCUCAAGAUGAACAGCCGCGUUGUGAUGCAUAUACCCAAGCGGUUUAACUCAGACCCCCGGGACACUGGUCAAAUAACUCCAGACCCCACUGAUCAGAAUGAUUCGGAUGAGGGUAAGGGUAGGAGCAAGGGUCAGAACCGGAACGGCGACUCAGACCCAAGCUUCAAAUCUACGAUUCUCAAGAUGCUUGAAACUGCGGCAACCACAGCGGCAUCAAUUGCCAUUCUAGGUGCGGCGGGUUACGGUUAUCACCAAUACUAUAAGUGGUUGAUCUUGGACAAGAUGGACAAUGCAUUCAAUCCAGGUGAUCCAGCCCUUGAGGUCGCGGGCGUUGUUUCUGGAAAACACAAGUACCGCCAUGAGGAACAUUGGGUCGUUCGCAAUGAGCAACCCAAAGUUGACGAUAUUGUAGCCGGGCGACAAAGUGGCCACUACUAUCUAAUGGUUGGUGAAAAGGGAACGGGCAAGACCUCGAUGCUUUUAGAGGCCAUGCGCAAGAUCAAUGGUAACAGCUGUGCGUUAUUCGAAGCGCAUGCUGAUCUCGAAAUAUUCCGAAUCCGACUAGGCAAAGCUUUGGACUACGAGUUCCACGAGGAUUAUAUCGGCAGCCUUUUCAGCAUCCGUGGACCAAGAGACACCACGGCUCUCUUGGACAUUGAGCGCGCCUUCAACAAGUUGGAGAAAGUGGCUCUUAUCAGAAGGCGGAAUGGAUCGACUCCUCUCGUGCUGAUCAUCAACAGUACCCAUUUACUCCGAGACGACCACGACGGACAGGAUUUGCUUGAGAUGAUUCAGCAGCGUGCUGAGCAAUGGGCUGCUAGUGGUCUCGUCACAACGAUUCUUAACAGCGAUGACUAUUGGGUCUACGAGCGCUUGAAGCGUUAUGCAACCCGCAUGGAAGUCAUUCCCGUGACAGAUUUGCCCAAGGACAAAGCGAUGAAGGCCCUGAAGAAAUAUCGCCAACAAUUCCACAACGAAACACUUCCAUCUGCGACUCUCGAGCAAGUGUACGAUAAAGUCGGUGGUCGACUAUCCUUCUUGAACCGCGUGGCCAAGUCUUCGGAUGUUAUGAAGACUUGCGAUGAGAUCUGUUUGGCCGAGAAAACAUGGUUCCUAAACAAGUGCUGGAUCCUCGGAAAGGAGAUGGACGACGAUGUGAUGGACCAGCAGAAGUAUGCCUCUGGCGCUGUGGUCCUGGCGAAAGCGCUGGUAGACCUUGAGAAAGAAAUGGAAUCAAGCUAUCAUCAAGAGGAAGGCCACAUCCUACCAGAAAUUCCGCUCCAUAAAGCGCGCGAGAUCAUGACCCGUGCCGACUUUAUCCAAUCUUACGAUCACGAAAACAUCUUCACAAUUAACUCGCGCGCCAUGGUACGUGCCGAUUCAGUACCCAUGCAGCGUGCUUUCCAAGAAAUCUGCGCAUUAGAAAAUUUCGACAAGCACUUGGAUGGUACCAUCGAACGCAUUGGAGACAUUGAGAGUCUUGGCCGUACUCGCGAACUGACUAUCAAAGAUCUCUGGAACAAUGGCAAGUAUCGUGUCGUUGUACGUGACAACCACGGACGAGAGAGUGGGACUGUUGAAUUUGCUGUGGCAGAACGCGAAGAUGAAGAUUAA